AUGGGUCGCGUGAUUCGUAACCAGAGAAAGGGUAACGGCGGUAUCUUUACCGCCAACACCCGCCUGCGCAAGGCCCCGGCCAAGUUCCGUUCCCUCGAUUUCGCUGAGCGACAUGGCUACGUACGAGGUGUCAUCAAGGAGAUAAUCCACGACCCGGGUCGUGGUGCUCCCCUCGCCCGAGUUGUCUUCCGAUCCCCCUACAAGUUCAAGCAGAUCACCGAGACCUUCAUCGCCAACGAGGGUAUGUACACCGGCCAAUUCAUCUACGCCGGCAAGAACGCCGCCCUUACCGUCGGAAACGUCCUCCCCCUCUCUUCUAUGCCCGAAGGUACCGUCAUCUCCAACGUGGAGGAGAAGGUUGGUGAUCGAGGAACUCUUGGUCGCACCUCUGGCAACUAUAUCACCGUUGUCGGCCACAACCCCGAUGAGGGCAAGACCCGAAUCAAGCUCCCCUCUGGUGCCAAGAAGGUUGUCUCUAGCAGCUCUCGAGGAAUGAUCGGUAUUGUUGCUGGUGGUGGCCGAACAGACAAGCCUCUCCUGAAGGCUUCGCGCGCCAAGCAUAAGUUCGCUGUCAAGCGCAACAGCUGGCCCAAGACUCGUGGUGUUGCCAUGAACCCCGUCGACCAUCCUCACGGUGGUGGUAACCAUCAACAUAUCGGUAAAGCCUCUACAAUUUCCCGAUACGCGGCGCAAGGUCAAAAGGCGGGUCUCAUCGCAGCCAGACGGACAGGUCUGCUGCGUGGUACCCAGAAGACGAAGGAGUAA
Molecule: messenger RNA, 765 nt
Organism: Daldinia childiae
Lineage: Eukaryota; Fungi; Ascomycota; Sordariomycetes; Xylariales; Hypoxylaceae
Product: 60S ribosomal protein L2
Exons: 4
Coding region: 1-765 (254 amino acids)
Biological process (GO): cytoplasmic translation
Cellular component (GO): ribosome; cytosolic large ribosomal subunit
Molecular function (GO): structural constituent of ribosome; RNA binding
Source: RefSeq, a predicted model, not a curated record